AUGGGGGCCAAACAGUCAAGGACCAGCUCCAGAGACAAGGACCCCAAGAGGCUGCUGCCAGGGAAGAGACAGAAGUUCUCUUCGUGGGAUGACGCCCUGCUCUUGGGGAAGGACCCUCGGUCCCUGCUGAAGCGUGGCAUGCGGCACGUCAGCUUCAGCUUGGUCACCAAAGGGAUGACGGACUUUCCAGACUUUCUGUGGGGCUUGUUGGAAGUCCAGAAACUCAAUCUGUCCCACAACCAGCUCCAAGUCCUCCCUCCUGAGGUGGGCAGGCUGACCCGGAUUGUGGUCCUGAACUUGUGUGGGAAUCGCCUCAAGAGUCUGCCCAGAGAAGUCAGUCUCCUCCAGAACCUCAAGGUCCUGUUCCUCAAUAUGAACUGCCUGGCAGAGGUGCCCGCCGAACUCAGCCUGUGCAGGAGCCUGGAGGUGCUGAGCAUGUCACACAACUCCCUGUCCCAGCUCCCAGCCAGCUUUGCAGACCUCUCCAGACUGCGGAAGCUGAACCUCAGCAACAACUAUUUUGCUCACAUACCGGUCUGUGUCUUCUCCCUGAAGGAGCUGGAUUUCUUGCACGUGGGCUCCAAUCGCCUGGAAAACAUCGCAGAGAGUAUCCAGUGCCUGGCUAGCUUGCAGAUUUUCAUUGCAGAGAGCAACAACAUCCACUCCUUCCCCAGGUCGCUCUGUCUAGUCACCAGCCUGGAGCUGCUGAACCUGAGCAACAACGACAUCCAGACCCUUCCGGAUGAGCUCUACUUGCUCUGCAGACUGGGGAGGAUCGCAUGGAACCCCAUGGACAAAGGGUUGCACAUUUCCCAUAACCCUUUAUCCAAGCCCCUGCCGGAGCUGGUGGAGGGUGGCUUGGAGAUGCUCUACAGCUACUUGAAGGACAAAAAGCACAAUUGAC
Phodopus roborovskii (desert hamster) is the source of this 904-nucleotide messenger RNA. It is a transcript of the gene Lrrc30, whose product is annotated as leucine rich repeat containing 30. The transcript has a single exon. The record is from RefSeq and is a predicted model, not a curated record. Lineage: Eukaryota; Metazoa; Chordata; Mammalia; Rodentia; Cricetidae. The coding region runs from base 1 to 903 and encodes 300 amino acids. Gene Ontology annotation, molecular function: protein binding.